Messenger RNA from Drepanopeziza brunnea f. sp. 'multigermtubi' MB_m1, 3633 nucleotides. RefSeq lists its product as uncharacterized. Lineage: Eukaryota; Fungi; Ascomycota; Leotiomycetes; Helotiales; Drepanopezizaceae. The record is from RefSeq and is a predicted model, not a curated record. Gene Ontology annotation, molecular function: protein binding.
AUGAAUGGCACUGAGAUCUUAUUCUACCAGGAGAGCUUGAAGGAACCCUCCACCUCGUUUGUAUCGGCUAAGGGCUCAUCAGCCUUCGAAAGACUACCUGAUGAAAUUAUCGAACAAAUCUUGCGACUCACCACCCCAAACGUUUUCGCGUCUUUGGUUCUCUUGAAUCGCAAAUGGAGGACGGUAUCUCAGCAAGCACAUCUAUAUGCGGACCACUUGGCUCGAUGUCCUUCUUACUCCGCAGCCCACCGUGGAGCUACAAUUCCAGAGGACGAGGAGAGUCUACCACGUCUUCGUAGACUCUUCGCACGGGAGGCAAAACGGAAUCUAUUCGAUGCGUAUCUGCGGCCACGAGAAACGAUCAUAAACUUGGUAUCAACAUCAAUUAGUUCGUCGUCAGCCCCUGGGGGGGAAGCUUUUCACUUCAGCCUCUCACCAAGAGGUCACCAUAUUCUUGCUUACAAUUCCUCUCGUAUCCAUGUCAUAGAUGUGACGGGGCCGGAGAUAACGGUGAAGAGAGAGCUCAAGAUACUUCGGAGACCUGCUUCCACUACAAUAACCGAUAAUGGACUCCUUCUGGCAGUGCUUUCCACGGAUUUGCAAGUGGACCUCUACGAUUUGUCGGGAGAGCACCCGAAGCACACCCGUGCUGUGGCAUUAAACCACACUCCACGGACCAUUGCUUUGUCUCCAACCGGCUCUGUCCUUGCUGCAGCCUACGACUCGGGUGUGGAGGUAUCAUCGCUGGACCCGAGCUUUGCUAGUACAGAUAGACGAUCUGUCAAAUGUUAUGCUGCCGAUUCUCUGUCUUUCUCUCGGGACGGUACGCAGCUACUUGGGACAACUAUGCAGUCCCGAAACUCGAGCACUGUGAUUCUCACCGCUCCUUAUUACGACCCUAGUGGAAGUCUACCCGAAAAUAGUGUCAGCUCUCUAUGGACGACAUCCAUUCUCUUCCCGAACGGCAGCCGAGACUGCAGCCAUGCAGUCCUCCUCCCCAAUUCCUCCGAUGGAGAAGUCAGUUGGGCUUUUACGUACGAUCGUAUCUUCGAGACGUUCCGCGCUGUGCGCGUAAAUGAUCUUCGAAACGGAACAACAUAUUUUACUGGCCCUACUGCUGACUCCGCUUGCGCCUCAAGAUUGUUCCCAAGCACUUUACCAACGGCGACUGAAUCCGGGGAUAUGGUGGCCUCGGGCUUCCAGAGUUCAAUAUGGCUGUAUGGGGUGCCCGAAGAUCUUGAGGCGCCGCGGAACAUCAGAGAUAGCCUAGCGAACAGCUCCGAGAGUGAAGUGAGCACCCCUCCAACCUAUUUUGGGCGUCGAAAUAGCGAGCCCUGCGUUAGCUUCGUGGACAGAACCCGAGAAGGCAUCAAUAAGACUCCGCAGUGGCAAAAUCUCGGCGAUAGGUUGAGGAACACAUUUGUUGAAGGCCGUAUGGUGGGCUCUCUUGAUCGUGUCAGUGCACUGGCCUGGGUAAACAAUCAGUCAACAAAAUUUUUGGGGAACAGACUGAUUGCUGUUGCCCCUGGCGUCGGAAUUCAAGCUGUCGUCAAUGGGGACGAUGGCAUGAUUCCCGCGGAUGGAGGUCGUAUAUCUAUAAUGGACUUCGGUUAUCGUCCGUCAGAUGGCGAGAGAAUCGUCUCAACUAUUGAAGUUGGUAUCAAGGAACCCGAGGUACUGGAAGAAGCGCAUAGAGACCUGGAUACCGAGGUUGCCAUUAUCAGAAGAAGGUCCGUUGCUCAGAGAGGAGGGGAUCGCAACCACGUUUCCCGAGCGGCUGUACCGACUCGCUCUCCCCGGCCGCCGCCUAUGCCAGCUACCCCAGAUCUGGGCAACCGGACGGUGAGAACACUCAGCCAACAAACAGCAUUUACCGGACAAUCGCAAACCACGGACGAGGACCAAGAAGCCUUCGACGCUCCAUAUUCUCAGACAAACCCACGAUCUGGCAUAACUCUCCGCCGAGCUGCUUCUGCCGCCGCUGUCAAUAGAAGAUUCCGCCCUGUCGCACCUGAUUAUUUUCAAUACCGACGUGCUGAUGGAAGGGAAGAGCAUCCCCAUGAAAGCGAUGCGGACGAUUGGGUCCCACCACCUCCUCCCUAUACCCGCGAUCCUCUUCCCCUCCUGCCAGAACAUAUACAACGAUCUAUUCUUGCUGAAGCUGCUCCCGCCCCAUUAGAGCGAUCAAGAAGAAACUAUCCUGCGAGAUUUGACUUUCCUGACCUCGACUCCGGCUUUCUGAAUCGCCCUCGGACAAUUGCGACAGCGCCAUAUUUGAGUACAAUGGAAUCUCGAAGGGAUCGCAUACCAUUUCACAGAGCUUUGAGCGACUCGACAAACGUGAUCUCGGAUCGUAUCUCGUUUGAAGAGGAUCGCCGGCCUGUAACUUCUCCUUUAUCUCACGACUAUGAUGAUAUUUAUGACGUUUCUCCCCAAAUAUCGCCAGUGUCGUCUCCCCAGCCUCAGAAUGCAUCCAUGAAUCAAGUUCCUAGACGACAACUUGGUGCACAGUCACAAGCUCCUGCUGCUGUAGCUUCCUCAAGUCCGCCACCAGUAAUGCAGGCGACAGUACAGCAGCCUACGUCGCCAAUUCCGCAGCCCAAGCCACUUCGACAAGGCCAGCAACGACGUGAGCGGACAUUCGAGACAAUCAACGAAGGGGAGUUGUCCUCAGACACGGAUUCGGAUCACUCCUCAUCAGGGUGCGGACGAGUACAAUCUCAAGCGGCCAGGAGGGCCACGCAAGUGCCCCCGCGACCUGACAACGCUCACCGGUUGCUUGGGCCACCAUCACUAUCGCCCAUGUCUCAAACACCACGAAAGAUCAUCGAGUUGCAAGAAAUGCCUCCAACACGAAGCGAUACUUCGCCAGUAAUCACACCACGGGCUCAGGAUAUUGAUGGCGACCCAUUCACAAUAUCGCAACGAGCCGAGACAGAACCAGCUAUGCCCAGGUCACGAAGCAGUCAAAGCUCAUUCCGGCUGUCUAUGCCCAGCCCAGAUCAAAUUGCUCGUUUAAACAGCAGACAAGGCCGUCCAGUAGGCCUUGCAGACCCUCGACGUCUUUCCGCUGGGCCCCACAGCAGAAAUUCCUUAGGAGCAUCAUUCCAAUACAUAUCUCCAGAAUCGAUCCCCGAGCAAGCCUUUAAUGGCAGCCGAGCACCUCGAGCCGCCGUCGGCGCUUUCGGCACAUCACCCCAGCGCCAUGGUCGCGGAACUUCACCCCAGGGUAGCCCAUUCUCACAUUCUCCCCAAGGAGGUAGUCUCUACUCCUCCCCAUCUCGUCGUCCUAGCGGCAAUACCCACUCCCGAAACCCAGCGACCCACUCUCCCAGUCUCCGGCCACGAUUGUCCCGCCUGGAGACUAUCCACUCUCACACGUCAGGCGUAGGGGAGCCUUCUCCAUAUUUUGUUAGGAGAUCAGUUUCCAUGGGCAGACAGCCCGGUCGCGCCGGGAGGAGGGCGGUGCAUGAUAUAAAGGAUGCGAAGAAGGGAUGGCGGACGAUGCGGAAGACGAAGAAGGAUAAACAUGUGGAGGACACGAGUAGUGCGGGGUGGGCUGAUGUGUCAAAGGACUCGGGUACACUGGGAAAAAAUGGGGGGAAGAGGGAAGGGAAGUGUUUGGUCAUGUGA